Messenger RNA from Knipowitschia caucasica, 1137 nucleotides. The record is from the annotation of a GenBank genome assembly. NCBI's taxonomy places the organism in Eukaryota, Metazoa, Chordata, Actinopteri, Gobiiformes, Gobiidae.
AUGUCUCCCAACCCAGGCACCCCCUCACCAUUUCCCUCUCAGGCUCUAUCAACUCCAACGACCUGCGGCUCACAUGCCAAAGCCUCCCUCCGUGGCAUCUCUCCGCAACGCUCACUCUCACCAGAAUCCUCUCCUCCCAGCCCCCGUUCCUCUCCCCCCCAAAGCGGCACCCACCAGGCGAUAAGCCUCUCCCACUCUUCGUCGUAUCCGUCCUCUGACUUCUCCCGUGCUUAUCUCCGAGCUCACCGCCACGCGUCACAUCUGUCGCUCCCUCUCUCCUUUACUUCCACUAAAGAACGCACGGCGUCCUUACCACUCACACCUCCCGGAGAUAAAAUCCCGGAUCGCCGUAACCCCCGCUCCUCCCCUCAGCCAACGUAUCACUCAACUCCCACCGGUCUUCCUUCACCGAACCCAUCGCCACUCCAAUGCCACCUCUCAUCUACUCCCCCCCGUCACUCAUCCCACAAACGACCCUACUCCGGGCCAGGACCCUCAGAGCCGCAGAAUCGCCCCAGGAGGUCUCCAUGUACACCUCAACCUCCUCACGAGCCCUUUCAAAUCGUCCCCAUCCAAUUCUCCCCACAAUCGCAUCCACAAACCUGUCGCCCACUGAAGAUCGUCCAAAGCAAGGUCAGCGGACCACACCGCGCCGGCGACCCUUCAUCUCCAAUCAGCUCCUCACUCGCCGAACUCCGACACCCCGCACUCAGCUCUCAACAAUCAAGCUCGCUCCUUCCCAUACUCCAAUCCCCGUGUCCACAACAUCCAAUCACACAGCACACCGGGGUCCCCCGGGCACCCGGCACCCCCUACCCGCCCAGCUCCGGGCUCGCACCAGCCGGUGUGCCCAACCGCACUCACGGGAGACCCCAACUCAUCACUCACGGCCACCGCUUUUCCCGGCUCGCCGCCUCAGCCUACCCCGCCGCCCCAGGAAUCCUCAUCCCCCUCCCGCCACACCGUCCCAACCCCCCGAUCCCUGGGACGCCCCCGCCCCCCCCCCCUACCGGUUUCUCCCAUCAACUCUGGGAAGUCGACAACUUUCUCCUCCCCCCUAGGCACCAGAAGCUAUCCACCCUCCGGCAAGAUCCCCCGGUCAUGUCGCCAUCCUACGGUAGCGUGUCCAUCUCCUAG